GGUGCUUAAAAACCCUAAAAAGAAAAGCUUACCUCUUUCUCUUCUAUCGGCCGCUGCAGAGGUUGAGGAGAUCUGUUCCUUUGCUACAGAGAAAUGGCCCCCAAAAGAGGUGUAAAGACCCCAGUUGCAACCAAGAAGAAGCCUGAGAAGGUUGUUAAUCCUUUGUUUGAGAAGCGGCCAAAGCAGUUUGGGAUUGGGGGAGCACUACCACCAAAAAAGGAUUUGCAUAGAUUUGUCAAAUGGCCGAAGGUUGUUCGCAUUCAGAGACAACGGAGGAUUUUGAAGCAACGGUUGAAGGUUCCACCUGCAGUAAACCAAUUCACAAAAACACUUGACAAGAACCUUGCUACAAAUCUGUUUAAGAUGCUGCUCAAGUAUAGACCAGAGGAUAAGGCUGCUAAGAAGGAAAGGCUCCUUAAAAGGGCACAAGCUGAAGCUGAGGGGAAGACUGUAGAGUCAAAAAAGCCGAUUGUUGUCAAAUAUGGUCUUAACCACAUUACUUACCUCAUUGAACAGAACAAGGCUCAGUUGGUGGUGAUUGCUCAUGAUGUUGAUCCCAUUGAGCUUGUUGUGUGGCUGCCUGCCUUGUGCCGGAAAAUGGAGAUCCCAUAUGCAAUUGUGAAGGGGAAGGCUCGUCUUGGAGCGAUUGUGCACAAAAAAACUGCCACAGCUUUGUGUUUGACAUCUGUGAAAAACGAAGAUAAGAUGGAAUUCAGCAGGAUUGUGGAGGCAAUAAAGGCUAAUUUCAAUGAUAAGUUCGAUGAGCACCGUAAAAAGUGGGGUGGUGGCAUCAUGGGUUCCAAAUCUCUUGCCAAGACCAGAGCGAAGGAGAAAGUCUUAGCCAAGGAAGCCGCACAAAGGAUGACUUAAGUUCCGACAUUAGAGUUCCUUAGAGGUGAUUGGAGGAAGAGAGCCAUAGGAUUAGUUUCGGUACUAGCCUUUGAAUUUAUUUUUGAUUGUUGCCCUAGUAUUUUGGCAUUGGUUUUGUAGUUGUCGUCGUGCACAUUUGUUUUUUGG
Messenger RNA from Telopea speciosissima, 1017 nucleotides. RefSeq names its product 60S ribosomal protein L7a-2-like. The record is from RefSeq and is a predicted model, not a curated record. The transcript has 7 exons. Gene Ontology annotation, cellular component: ribonucleoprotein complex. Bases 94 to 870 code for a protein of 258 amino acids. NCBI's taxonomy places the organism in Eukaryota, Viridiplantae, Streptophyta, Magnoliopsida, Proteales, Proteaceae. Gene Ontology annotation, biological process: ribosome biogenesis.